AUGCACGAAAUUGUCAGCAUUCACAUUGGCCAGGGAGGAGUCCAGACAGGCAACGCCUGUUGGGAGCUCUAUUGCCUAGAGCACGGAAUUCAACCCGAUGGACAAAUGCCUAGCGACAAGACCAUCGGAGGCGGCGAUGACUCAUUCACGACCUUUUUCCUCGAAACCGGGGCCGGUAAACACGUUCCAAGGACAGUCAUGGUUGAUUUGGAGCCAACUGUCAUUGAUGAGGUACGGACCGGCACCUAUCGACAAUUGUUCCACCCAGAUCAGCUUAUGACCGGGAAGGAGGAUGCCGCCAACAAUUACGCCCGAGGCCACUACACCGUUGGCAAAGAAAUUGUCGACCUAGUUCUUGAUCGCAUCAGAAAAUUGGCAGACCAGUGCACGGGAAUGCAGGGUUUUAUCGUAUUCCACUCUUUUGGCGGUGGUACUGGCUCAGGUUUCACUUCACUACUCCUGGAACGACUCAGUGUCGACUACGGCAAGAAAUCCAAGCUCGAGUACGCCAUAUAUCCUGCACCUCAAAUCGCCACAGCUGUUGUCGAGCCAUACAAUGCCAUACUCUGCACGCAUUCCACAAUCGAGCACACUGACUGCGCUUUCAUGGUCGACAACGAAGCCCUCUUCGACAUCUGCAGGCGAAACCUCGACAUCGAAAGGCCAACCUACACCAAUUUGAACCGCUUAGCUGCACAGAUCAUCAGUUCGACGACAGCAUCACUGCGUUUCGACGGCGCCCUGAACGUCGAUCUGACCGAAUUCCAAACGAACCUAGUUCCAUACCCUAGAAUCCACUUCCCCUUAGUUACCUACGCACCGACAGUAUCAGCAGAAAAGGCCUACCACGAACGCCUCAGCGUCGCCGAAUUAACCAACAGCACUUUCGAACCAGCCAACCAAAUGGUUAAGUGCGACCCACGCCAUGGCAAGUACAUGUCUUGUUGCAUGCUAUAUCGAGGCGAUGUUGCCCCCAAGGACGUCAACGCCGCGAUUUCGACGAUCAAAACUAAGAGGACCAUCCAGUUCGUUGACUGGUGUCCAACGGGUUUCAAGAUCGGAAUUAACUAUCAGCCGCCCACCGUGGUGCCUGGAGGCGACCUCGCCAAAGUCCAGAGAGCCCUCUGCAUGAUCAGCAACACGACAGCAAUCGCAGAGGCCUGGGCGCGCCUUGACCACAAGUUCGACCUGAUGUACGCGAAGCGCUGCUUCGUUCAUUGGUACGUCGGUGAGGGUAUGGAGGAGGGCGAGUUCUCGGAGGCGCGAGAGGACUUGGCAGCCCUGGAAAAGGACUACGACGAGGUCGGAGCCGACACCGUGGAAGGAGAAGGAGAGGAAGAAGAAGAAUACUAG
Molecule: messenger RNA, 1353 nt
Organism: Mesocestoides corti
Lineage: Eukaryota; Metazoa; Platyhelminthes; Cestoda; Cyclophyllidea; Mesocestoididae
Source: the annotation of a GenBank genome assembly